GUAACAUUUCACUGCCUUUCUGCUGGAGCACAUUCAAGAUGGCUGGAGAACUGAGCUUCCUCGAUAACCCCGUAUUCUCCCAGUUUGCCUUCUAUGGCUCGGUGUUGAUCGGGAAAACAGUGCUGAUGAGUCCGCUGACGGGACUGUUCAGAAUAAAGAACCAGACCUUCUCAAACUCAGAGGACCUGAAGUUGGGCGCACCUGGCAUCAAAGUCAACUUCAACGACCAAACUGUGGAGAGGAUCCGAAGGUGCCAUCAGAAUGACAUUGAGAACAUCGUGCCCUUCGCUGUGAUUGGUAUACUGUUCGUCCUAUCAGAUCCUCACCCUGUCGCUGCACGACGACUCUUCCAGACGUUCACGGCGGCGCGUCUCAUCCACACCGUCGCCUACCUCGCUCAGCUGCCGCAGCCAAUCAGAUUUCUCGCCUUCGGCGUCGGCGCCGUCGUCAACAUGAUGAUGGUCGGCCGUGUCUUCAUCUGUGGAACCCUUUAAUGCGACGUUGAU
Haliotis rubra (blacklip abalone) is the source of this 506-nucleotide messenger RNA. RefSeq names its product microsomal glutathione S-transferase 1-like. NCBI's taxonomy places the organism in Eukaryota, Metazoa, Mollusca, Gastropoda, Lepetellida, Haliotidae. Gene Ontology annotation, cellular component: membrane. Bases 39 to 494 code for a protein of 151 amino acids. The record is from RefSeq and is a predicted model, not a curated record. The transcript is spliced from 3 exons.